GAAAAGUCAGUUUUAAAUGUUAAACAGUAGUAACAUGUUCAUAAUGUUUACAUGUGUACUGAAGACAUUUUGUUCUUUUCUCUGCAGGAUCAGUUUGAACUCAUCACCACAUGAAGACAUCAUCUUAAACAGUUUUCUCAUCAGGUCAGGACCUCCUGCUGUCUACAAGCUGAGACCAAAGAAAGAGAAGAUUGGAACUCUGACAAAAAUGACUUUUGGAGAAAAAAAUCUAAACAAGACAAACAGAAAAAUCUUACUGGUGGGAGAAACAGGAGCAGGAAAAUCUACUCUGAUCAACGCUCUGCUCAACUACACCAUGGGAGUGAAGUGGGAGGAUAGAGUCUGGUUUAACAUUGUAGAGGAGACUUGGAGAUAUCAGGCAGAAAGUCAGACAUUAGAUGUGAUCGUGUACGAGAUCUUUGGUUUUGAAGACAAAACUCUGCCCUACUCUCUGACCAUCAUCGAUACUCCUGGAUAUGGAGACGCCAGAGGGACCGAACAUGAUGACAUCAUCAGUCACAGAUUAUUGGACUUGUUUCGAUCAGAUGUUGGAGUCCAUGAAAUUAGUGCAGUGGGUCUGGUGAUGAAGGCGAGUGAUAAUCGUGUGAGUGACCGACUGAUGUACGUCUUUGAUUCAGUGAUGUCUCUGUUUGGAAAAAACAUGGAGAAAAAAAUUGUAGCUCUGAUCACACACUCAGAUGGAAGUAGGCCUAAAAAUGUUCUUAAAGCUCUUGAAGCUGCAAACAUUAAAUGUGCCAGAAACAAGAAUAAGCCUGUUUUCUUCCUGUUUAAUAACUCACAGUAUGAAGAGCGAACAGAGGAAAACAAGUCUUCAAAACUUUCGUGGGAACUCACACAGAAAAACAUGAAUCAAUUGACAGACUUCAUGGGAAACUCUAAUCCUCAAACACUGAUGAAAACAGGUGAAGUGUUAAAUGAACGAAUCAGACUGAAAGCCUGCAUCCAAAACCUGAAAGAGAGAAUUGAGCUGGGUGAACUGAAACAGACAGAAAUCAGACAGAUGCAAGAAGCUCUGAAGAAACAUGAUGAAAAACAAAGAGAAGAAAAGAAAAAGCCUGAAGAAGCUAAAAAAAUCUACGAAACUCUAAAGAACCAAUAUGUGACCAAGACAAGGAGAGUAAUGAAGACUGAUGAACAAAUGAAAAAGGAGUAUGAAAGAAUGUGUCAGAAUGUGAGAUGA
Molecule: messenger RNA, 1201 nt
Organism: Oreochromis aureus
Lineage: Eukaryota; Metazoa; Chordata; Actinopteri; Cichliformes; Cichlidae
Exons: 1
Coding region: 17-1201 (394 amino acids)
Molecular function (GO): GTP binding
Source: RefSeq, a predicted model, not a curated record